Olea europaea var. sylvestris is the source of this 1611-nucleotide messenger RNA. RefSeq names its product glycine-rich protein A3-like. The coding region runs from base 705 to 1229 and encodes 174 amino acids. The transcript has 2 exons. The record is from RefSeq and is a predicted model, not a curated record. NCBI's taxonomy places the organism in Eukaryota, Viridiplantae, Streptophyta, Magnoliopsida, Lamiales, Oleaceae.
CUCCCUACAAACAGAGAAGGAAAUUGGACUAUACCCUUUUCAUCUAGAUUUGAAAAUUUUGAAAACUUUAAAAUUUUUAACACGGGGGAUGGUCGACAGUUAGUAAUUUUUCAUGCUACGAACAUGUGCAAGAUUUGGUGGAACUUACCGGUUUGUGCGUGAAUAGCUAGAUUUCUUUUGUCCUAUAUUUCCCUCUUUCAUCAUUCUUGCGGCCUUCCAGAUUCCCUGCCCCGUUCUUUGGCCUCAGUAAUUUGUUCUCUCUUUAUUAUCAUGUUUUCUUUUGUGCCCGCGCGAGUGUGUGUGUGUGUGUGUGUUUUUUUUUUUUAUAAAAGUUGUGUGGUUCAAUAUGAAGCCUAGUCAUGUCUAUGUGAGUAAUUGAACAAAAACAUUCACAAGGUACCUCACCUAGGUUCACACGUGUUGGUGUUAGCCUGCAUUCUUUCUGCAGAUUGUAAAAUUCGUGUGUUCCAUUAUGUGCCAUAAACUUAAUUGUCUUUAUUGCUGAUUAUGGUUACAUUUUCUGGUUAUUCUGAUUGAAAAAUUCACUACCGAAACAUGGAAUUAUCAGAAUAUUGUCAAAGUUCCCCUAGUUGAGUUUCGUUUCUCUGUGGUUCCCUUUGCUGAUUCAUUGGUAUGCAUAUUGCAUCUAGCCUUAUAGUCUCAUGGUUAUCUUUUAGGUAAUUCUAUAUUUGAAUUGAAAAAAAAUGGGAGGUGGAAAGGACAAGCACGAUGAACAAGACAAAGGGCUUUUCUCUCAUCAUGGCCACUAUCCUCCUGGACAGUACCCCCCGGCACAGUAUCCCCCAGGACAGUAUCCACCAGCUGGAGGCUACCCUCCGCAAGGGUAUCCACCAGCUGGAUAUCCUCCACAGGGGUAUCCUCCAUCUGGAUAUCCCCCACAGGGGUAUCCUCCAUCUGGAUAUCCCCCACAGGGAUAUCCCCCCGGUCCAUCGGGACAUCACUCGGGUCAUGGACCUGGUGUAGGAGCAAUGCUGGCUGGGGGUGCUGCAGCUGCAGCAGCAGCCCUUGGUGCCAGUCACAUGGGCCAUGGUGGCGGCCACUAUGCUCACGGUGCUGGCCACUAUGGCCACGGCCACGGAGUCGGUCAUUAUGGUCAUGGCAAGUUUAAGCACGGCAAGCAUGGAAAAUUCAAGCACGGAAAAUUUGGCAAGCAUGGCAAGCAUAAGGGACACGGAAUGUUCGGAGGGAAAUUCAAGAAGUGGAAGUGAUCCAUUUUACAAAAUGUCUAACAAUAUGUUUCUUAGUUGCUGGCUUUUAUAAAUAAAAUCUGAGACAUGGUAAAGCAGCCAACAGGUCUGCUAUUCUUAUUUUCUUUACUUUUUGAAUGGGUAUAUGUUAUGGUAGAUGAAGCCUUUAUCGGCUGGCUGAUAUUGUGUUGUUAGUCCUGACAUGUGGUCGGGUAUCAAGAUCCUGCUUUCAUAGGAGAAAAUGUUGAAUUCACAAUGUUAUGUUAGGAAUUCGAGGAUUAGUUUUUGUUGUCAUUGAUAUGCAAAACCACUCUAGAGAAUUCAUUCUCUUGUGUUGAAUGAGUAAAGAUUGUUACUCAUAUAAUAGUAUGUUUUGUCAAUAGAGUAAAGAUUGUUCUUAGAA